CUAGGGUUUUCUCUCUUUCAGAAAAAAAAAAAAAACAAAACAUUAAUGUCUCUGCUUCUAAGACGGCUCUCGAGGCUCCGCCUUGGGAAACCUUUGCUGGUAAGAUCAUCUGUUCUUCUUUCUAAUGGCUUUUCAUCAUCCUCGCUGCAAACUCCUCCUUGUUCCAUCGUCUGCGCUUUUCCUUGUGAAGCGGAUCUCGGAAAACUCGUGAUAAUGAAUGCUAAUGAGGGUUGCUGCACUUAUUUGGAAAAGAGGGUGCCCCUGGAGUUGGUGGAUAGCGAUCCAAUGGUGACGAUAGGGGCAUCUCAUGGCUGGGUAGCUACUUUGAAGGACGACGGAAUAGUGCGUCUCCAAGACGAUCUAAACCCUGUUGCAUCGGAUACAGAUCCAAAACGCAUCUCGCUACCUCCUCUUGUGACUCUGCCUCGUUGUCAAACCCAGAUUGUGACCAACGUGGCCAUGUCCUCGUCUUCUCCCGAUGAUGAAGAUUGUGUUGUGGCUGUCAAGUUCUUGGGACCUCAACUUAGCUUUUGUAGACCCGCUCAAAGUAACUCCCAGUGGAUCAACUUCAGGAUCGCAAACCCCUGCUUCUACUCCUCCCAUGUUAUAUUUUCCAAGAAACAUGACAUGUUUCGCAUUCCCGGAUCUGGAGGCCAUCUCAUUGGAUCAUGGGAUCCGCUCACACACAAGCACAAACCAAAGUUUCAGAGGUUGCGAUUUAAAAACCUUCCUGAGCUGACCAAGACCAAACGGGAGCUUCUGCAUUCUUGCUGCACAACCGAACACUUGGUGGAGUCAGAAUCCACUGGUGAAACUUUCUUGGUUAAGUUGUACAGGAAGGCCACCCCUAGUGGUACGUUGAGAAUGCAAACAAAAGCUGUGAUGGUCUUCAAACUUGACGAAGAUGGAAAUGCCGUUUACACUCAAGACAUUGGAGAUCUCCGCAUUUUCCUCUCAAAGUCUGAACCUUUUUGUGUCCCUGCUUCUUCCUUUCCUGGCAUGGGCUCGAACCGCAUCGAAAUCUUGGAUAUCGAAGAAAGCAUCUCUGUCUUUCUGUGUGAUUCCUUCAUCAUUGCUAGACAUUGUACACGCGGGGCACCUUACCAUAUCCCACCUCAAAAUAUAGAGUAGUUGUUCCGAAUUGAGUUCGAGUCUAGAGUCUGUCUUUUCUAUUUAACCUUGGAAACAUUUUUAUCUAUCCUUUGGGAGAUUGAUAUGCAUUUGCUUUUGGAGAAGAUUUUCUCUUGUUAGUCUCCCAACUAAUUAUGUGUGCUGUCAAUCACUCGUUAAACUAUUUUUCUAGUUGAACGUCAUUUUGAAGUUGCCUCUC
Molecule: messenger RNA, 1330 nt
Organism: Arabidopsis lyrata subsp. lyrata
Lineage: Eukaryota; Viridiplantae; Streptophyta; Magnoliopsida; Brassicales; Brassicaceae
Exons: 1
Coding region: 46-1131 (361 amino acids)
Source: RefSeq, a predicted model, not a curated record